AUGCUGCUGCCAGGUCCAGAGUUACUGUCAUGGGUCCCUGUACGGCCUCCCCCAAUUGCUGCUGUCUCCAUCGCCACACUCUGCCAUGUGCCACUUUCAGGUCUCCUCACACACUGCUGGUGUGUUGAAUUUUUUUGACAUAGGGUGCUGGCAGAUUACGGGCCUCCUAUAGCUGCUGCCAGGCCCCUAAUUCUGCCAUAGGCCCCUAUAUACCUACUUCCUCAUGCUGCUGGCCAGGUCCAGAGUCUGUCAUGGGUUCCCUGUACGGCCUCCCAUUGCUGCUGUCUCCAUCGCCACACUCUGCCAUGUGCCACUUUCAGGUCUCCUCACACACUGCUGGGUCCAGAGUCUGUCAUGGGUCCCUGUACGGCCUCCCAUUGCUGCUGUCUCCAUCGCCACACUCUGCCAUGUGCCACUUUCAGGUCUCCUC
Molecule: messenger RNA, 430 nt
Organism: Staurois parvus
Lineage: Eukaryota; Metazoa; Chordata; Amphibia; Anura; Ranidae
Source: the annotation of a GenBank genome assembly